AUGGACUCUGAGAGCACCCCUGAAGCUCCCAAAGCUCCCGUGAGCAAAAAGAAAGCGAGCAAGAGGCAUCCUGGGGAAAGCAGCAAAAUGCCUCAGGCUAAGAAAUCUCGCACUACAGGCCUCCCAGAGGACGGACCCUUAGCCAAUGCAACACCACCCCCUUCUCCUCACGAGCAGCAGACUCCCCCUGCUCCUGCUGGGUCGACACCGUCUCCACUGACCCCAACUGAUCAGACUCAGCAGGUCGGUGCUGCUUCCACUGGGGUCGACAUAACAAGUCAUGCCUUCAGAUCAGUCAAACACAAGGUCGCAAAAAUUGUGAAGAACGAUCACUGCCGAGAGGCGAUGGCUGCGACUGAGACAAUGGAUGUCGACCAGAUCCUAACCCGCGCCUUGAAUGAAUUUGCCAGUGCAUUUCUAACCCUUACUGCCGGUCAGCUACGCUCGGGCGCCGUCACCGAGCAGUCCAAAUCUUUGAAGCAACGACAUGCUGACGAACUCAAGGCUGCCGAAACAAAACACGCUGAAUAG
Humulus lupulus (European hop) is the source of this 531-nucleotide messenger RNA. Its product is annotated as predicted GPI-anchored protein 58. NCBI's taxonomy places the organism in Eukaryota, Viridiplantae, Streptophyta, Magnoliopsida, Rosales, Cannabaceae. Bases 1 to 531 code for a protein of 176 amino acids. The record is from RefSeq and is a predicted model, not a curated record. The transcript has 2 exons.